This is a messenger RNA of Spodoptera littoralis (African cotton leafworm), 4112 nucleotides long. The record is from the annotation of a GenBank genome assembly. Lineage: Eukaryota; Metazoa; Arthropoda; Insecta; Lepidoptera; Noctuidae.
AUUGAAUGUAACCGCCGCCGCGGUCGGGCGUGUUUGGUGGCGCUCCGCACAGUGACAGACGGGAAACGAUGAAAUCAUAACUUUCAAAAACUUUUGUGUUUACAAAGUGUUCAAUUUAACAUAAUAAUUUCAAUGAACUGUGAAGUGUUCUUACAUAUUUACCAACAUACAUUGAAGUUUCGUUAUUUAUAACUGAUCCAGCGACUUGAAAUGCAUGCAUUCCAUCGAGACUGUUGAACUUUUAUAUUUUUUUUUCGUUCAGUGUACAUUUUGAUUCUUAUCAAGAUUUUUUUUAUUGUCAUUCACCGUGAACUAUGGUUUUGUAUAUUUGGACAUUAGAUCACAUAUAAAUUAUAUAUCUACAGUGUUAUGUGUUGAUUAGACUGUGUUAUCAAAGUUAGCAGUUAGCAGAUUAGUGAUUGCCGAAACACUCAAGGCUUAUAGUCGUCGUGAAUUCCGUCCGCAUUGGUAACGGAGAGACCUUGGUAAACCCAGCUGACUUUGAACGCAGAGCACCGCGCUGUCACUUGCGCAAGCGAUUCACCUACGACCCGAUACGAAAGUUGAGCCAGCACCGAGAACUGACGAGGACAGUGAACUAGGUGACGCGCACCUGUGUGAUGUGCCGGCAACAUCACAUUGAUGUGCAGGUAGACGUCACCUGAUUCCCCACUACCCCUGGAUGCGGCCGAACCAUGAAGUUCUCAACUGGCUCCAGCUCGAGCAGUCUUGCCAGCGAUUCGCUGUCGAGAAAGUCCACUCUAUGCAUCUACACCGAAGUCGAUGCUCCCACAAUGCCGCCGCCUUCCGAAAGGAUGGAUAGCAGCUCAGAGGCGAUGGAGUUGAGGCGGGAGCUGGACGCGGUGCGCAACGCGCUGCAGCAGCAGUCCGAGUCCGUUCUGAAGCAGAGGCACCAGCUGGUGGAGGCUGGCCACGCCCUCGCCGCGCGCGACAAGAAGGCGGCGCAGGAGAGACGGCUCAGACAAGACCAGCUGGCAUUAGUACUACGAUCGUUAGUCCUGCUAGAAUCCCGCCUAACCAGAGAACAGAAACAGAUUCACGUCGCACUCCACCAAAAAGAAAAAAUAAUCAAAUCACAACAAGAAGAGAUUGCAAAACUGAAAGCUCGCAAGUCAUACUGCAGCAAUUGCCAGCAAUUGCUCGGGUUUACCAGCGAACAGACCAACAUCGAAACAGACCCUGAAUUCCAGAGCUUAGAAAGCACUGACUCUAGGUUCCAAAACACGUUCGUUAGGAGCUGUAGUUAUCGUGAAAGAAAUUCUCCACCGGUAUUCCAAAAAAAUACUAGGUUAAGUAAGAGCUUCCAGUACCAGUUGCCUAAAAGCGAAAUAGUUUACGGCAACACAAGUUCCAGUGAAGAAGGUAAUAAUGCCAGUGUCGGCAGUAAGGGUACCUUCAUCAAAAAUAAACAAGCUUUCGUACGACGAGACGUCUUCAGAAGAUCAAGAAAAUACUCAGGAAGAAAGAACAAUAACAAAUAUGGUGACAAUAUGCAAAAAGGUUACAAUAAUAACCAAGCAAACAGCAGUAGUGCUGAAGAAUGCAUUGGCAUGAGCUACCAAGUAAACCAUGAUGACGAAAUCACAGCGAAUCAAAUCGCUAAUGACAUCAGAAGAGCUUCAAUGAAAAUUGACCAACUUAUCGGUGAAGCUGCCAAAAAAGAAAUAGAAAAUACAGGUAGCGAAUCCGAGAAAACCUAUUCUACAAAAGUAGAAAGAUUACACGGAAUCAAAAGACAAGGAUCAGAUGAAAUAAAGGCAAACAGACAGUUAUUCCUCAAUAACGUUCUCAGUGAAGAAGGCAAUGAGAAACCUUGGUAUUGUAAUGUUAGUGACCCUGAACAGGAAGGAGACUGUAUGGAUCAGAGGUCAUUAAUGAAUAAAUCUAAAUCCUCAGAAGAUCUGCUGGGUUACAACAAUGGCAUACAUACUGAAGUAGUAUCUGCUAAAAAUGAAAUAUUGUGCAAUAAUAUAAUGAACAACAAUGAGAUAUUCAGCACAAGUUUUGAUGACAAGAAUAAUAAUGUCGAAACAAAGCAAGCGACUACUACUGAUGGUAACGAAAACUGGUACGCAAGCACUAGUGAUGCUGAUGAAAAUCCUACCAACGAGAUUUAUAAAAACAAUCCGGUACUGGAGUGUGUAAAUCAAAUUUUGCUUCAGAAUUCCUUGGACGACAGCAGCAAUGACAAUUCUAAAUCUAGUGAAGCACCCAGUCCUAAAGCAUCAACAAAGCGUGUACAGUUCUCUACCCUGAACAGCAUCUCUUACGACGAGAAAGUAAGACCAAAUAACACCAGUAACACGCUACCCAGACCGGACAAGAGAGCUAAUAAAAUUGUUAAGUUCAGUUUGGAAACUGCAUCUGAACACAGUUACGAGGUACCGAAUACGGCUCAGGGCUUCCAAUAUGAGAUACAGAGCUUGUACAGCAAUGAAUAUGAACCGAUUAUAACUAAAGGCACUGAUGCUAAACCAGCGCCAAUACCGCGCACCGUACAAGCCAUUGAGAAGCCUGUAGUUCCAAAAAUAAGAGGCUCUAUAGUGAAAAACAUCGCUGCUAACAUAGAAAAUCGUAAUGUAAAUAAUGUUAUUGAAAGAAAACUUGAUAACGAGCUCGGGUCUAUGAAAAUAUUCAACAAGCGAAAGGUGCCAAGAACUCCUCCCGCCCUGCCGCCUAAGCCAAAGAACCUUUCGGCUAAAUGGAAAGCCGAAAAUACUGUCAAACAAAUGACAGAGCAGUUAGACUCUGAAGCCGUUGCGGCUAACCAACGGGUUGCAGAUGUUAAGACGAGAAAAGUGGGACAAGUAGCAACUGUCAACAAUAUAGAGCCUGACUACUGCUCCAUUUCAGAGAUAAAUGUUCCAGUAGUCAGCAAUGGCAAGAGGGAGUUGCUACUCACACAGCCAACGGUAGAGAUCCAUAACGAGCAGUACCCCGUGCACGCCGUCAGUCCGAGAAACAGCGUGGCCAAGGUGGUGUCUCUGCCCAGGAUCCAGAACAAGAUCAGUGACAAAGACAUUCCUAAACUUCCUCAUGUCACUGAGAUCAUCAUUCCGGAUGAGGAUGAUAAGUCGAAUGAUGAACAGAGCCGCUCCUUCCAGCAAACUGCUGACAGUUACUUGACUAACUUUGCUAUGCAUCCUCUGCAACCAAAACUGGACCCUCGUGCUUCCAUACAAAUGGGUAACACAGUGUCUUCUAUAUUAUCUGAAAUUAACAAAGGUGGCAAGGGAGGUAAUAAGCAGAUUAAUCUGACAGAACUAGACAAUCAGUUCAACCAUGGACCCGAGAAGAACCAAUGCAACAAUGCAGAAAUGCACAAAGCAGAAUACUUUGAUGACAUUGACAAAUUCGAUUUGUCACAGAACUUUGAGGAAUUUAAAAUAGACGAUGAACUCGGCAGCAUCGUUGCAGAAGAAUACCGCAUCAGCUCCGGUAGCAGCGACGGUUCCAUGUCCGAUGUUGUAACAGAGCAUCUCACCAAUGUACCUGAUAAAGAUAAACAGCAUAAUACUAAUAAUAAGGAAGACAAUGAAACAGCUGAAAAUUUUCUUGAUAAUAACGAGAAUGCCUUGAACAAAGGUUUGUCUAAAAACGCCAAGUUGUCUAAUAAGCCUGAUCUCCUUUCAAAUAUAGAGAAUUUAGAGACUGAAUCUGUAAGGAACUCAGAUAUUGAGUCUAGUAAUUCGUCUGGGAGCAACAGCGGCUCUUACAACACUGUCAAGCUGGAGCCUAGGAUGGUCUUGAAUAACAACCCAGAGCUGAAUGCGCCCAAAACUAAGGGAACCUUCGACUUCUUCCUUGAGACGUCUGGUCUUAGUUCUAAGUCUAUAUUCACGCCUAGCAAGCAAUACGUGUGUGUGAGGCCUCCGUGUGCCAACCACAAGAAUGUGUUGAAGCCUAGAGAUAUAAAGAUGCGCGUGAAGAAUACAUUAACAACGAACAAAAUCAACGAAAAACCUAUGACGACUGCUAUAAAAUAUUUCGAGCCCUAUGUGUAAACUAAUUGUUAAUUACGUUGUAUUUUAUUUUUAAUGAAAUGCUUAAAACUAUUUAUUGUAAAAAAUGAACUUGCCGGCGUAAUACGA